Nematostella vectensis (starlet sea anemone) is the source of this 1040-nucleotide messenger RNA. RefSeq names its product CAAX prenyl protease 2. Gene Ontology annotation, cellular component: endoplasmic reticulum membrane. The transcript has 10 exons. Gene Ontology annotation, biological process: CAAX-box protein processing. Gene Ontology annotation, molecular function: metalloendopeptidase activity. NCBI's taxonomy places the organism in Eukaryota, Metazoa, Cnidaria, Anthozoa, Actiniaria, Edwardsiidae. Bases 38 to 907 code for a protein of 289 amino acids. The record is from RefSeq and is a predicted model, not a curated record.
UGCUACCCGUCUCGCACUUCGCGCUCGUAAAAACAAGAUGGCGGCAAAUCUUGAAUUUCGUGUUAGUUUCGAGUCUGUCUCUCUUUCUCGUGGAUCAUUCGCUUGUUUGGUGCUGGCUGUCGUGUAUGUCAUCAGUUUAUACAUAAAGAAGUCUCCUCUUCCUAGGAAUCAUUCCAAGACAGUUAAGCAGAGGUUCCGCAGAGUAGCUUUUGUGUCGCUUCUCUCGCCGUUUUAUGUGUGGAUGUGGUCAGAUCCUGUACCAGGAACCGAGGUUCAUUCAUUGUGGACAUUUCUUGGGCUGCAUAUGAACAACAUCAUCUUUGCAACAUUUCUUCCUCUGCUUCUAACGAUGAUUUUAUUUCUAGGUCCUCUAGCUCUAGCCUUCUCUUUGGGUACUCUGUGCCACGCAGAAGACAAUUUGAAAACCCCUUCAAGUUGGAUGGACAUCAAAACACUACGAAAUUAUGUUGUGGCUCCUUUAACAGAGGAGUUUGUGUACAGAGCUUGCAUGCUUCCGCUGCUGGUCCCUAGCUAUGGUGUAAAUUUGUCAGUUUUUGUAUGCCCUCUUCUCUUUGGUGUUGCUCAUGUUCAUCAUGCUAUUGAAAAGCUCGAAGCCAACGUGGAGAAGCCAAAAUCCAUUUUGAUGGAAACCUUGUUUCAGUCUUUCUAUACAACAGUGUUCGGAGCCUACUCUGCAUUCUUGUUUCUCAGAACAGGUCAUCUGUCAGGUCCUGUUAUUUGUCAUAGUUUUUGUAAUUACAUGGGAUUCCCUGCCUUUGAGGAGAUUCCACGCUCUAAACACCCCAUUGCUAUCGCCGCACUCUUUGUCAUCGGUCUGGUGCUGUUCCUACUUCUCCUCGAGCCGCUGACACGCCCAACUCUUUAUCAAUCUAUUUAUUACAGUUAAACUGACCUUAUUUAUAUCACAUCACGACUGAACAGAAUUGGAAUUUGAUAUCAAAUAGAUACAUUUAUAUCGAGAUAAUUUAUGGACAUUUCAUCUCUUUUGAAAUUUUAGUAAAUAAAGUAUUUUUAAAGGA